Molecule: messenger RNA, 1002 nt
Organism: Pochonia chlamydosporia 170
Lineage: Eukaryota; Fungi; Ascomycota; Sordariomycetes; Hypocreales; Clavicipitaceae
Product: nitrilotriacetate monooxygenase component b
Exons: 2
Coding region: 1-1002 (333 amino acids)
Molecular function (GO): FMN binding
Source: RefSeq, a predicted model, not a curated record
AUGGUGCAUACCAGUCGGCAAAUAGGUCAAUUAACUAGACGGCUCACCCGCCAAGUUGCCAAAUCUCACUCUUUACCAACAAGACUCAUCUCAUCAUGCGCUGAAGCUACAGCCCCAGCACCGCCAACAGCCACCAAUACAAGCCAGAGCUACAAGAUUGUCGAAAGAGUUCAUAACUUCCAAGAAAGACUGAAAUCCAGACCCGACUUUGACCACUCCAACCAGCCCAUCCCGGUAACCAAAUCACCCAAUCCAUCAUGGCAAUUUGGCGACGGAGCCCCAAGCAGCAACAAUGCACAAUCGCACAGAGAAAUCGAUCCCUACGCAGCUGACAGGGCCAUGGUGGAUAAUUACCGCCUGUUGAUAUCGGGCAUUGCCCCUCGACCCAUUGGUUUCCUGAGCACUGUGUCUGGAGAUGGCAAGACCAAGAACCUGUCACCCUUCAGUUACUUCCAAGUCAUUGAUCACGAUCCGCCCAUGUUUGUAGUGGGCUUUUCAUCGCGCCCGGAGCGCGUAAAGGAUACGUAUCGCAACUUGAAGGAAACGGGGGAAUGCGUCAUCAACACCGUCUCCGAAAGCAUGAUUGAAGCGGUGAAUGCGUCGUCGAUAGAUGCCCCGUACGGUGUGUCCGAAUGGGAUAUCACAGGUCUAACUGAGGCACCUACCUCAACUGUGAAGGCGUCUCGUGUUCAAGAGUCCGUUUUGUCAAUUGAAGGGAAGGUCGUGGAUGUCAAGGAGUUUGCGGACCAUGCGACACCCGGGAUGAGCAUUGCCUCGCUGGUGCUGAUCAAGGCAACUAGGUUCUGGGUACAGGACGACGCGGUGAAUGAGCAGGGGAGUCAUAUCCUUUUGGAUAAGCUACGGCCGAUUGCGCAGCUGGGUGGAAUGUCCUACGGGCGAAUUGGCUCAACGUUUGAGUUGCCCAGGCCGCGAUGGGAUGAGCAGCCUGAGAGUGAACGAUUGCGGGUGUUGGGUGGGAAUACGGAAAAGAAGACUUCGUAG